Papilio xuthus (Asian swallowtail) is the source of this 713-nucleotide messenger RNA. RefSeq names its product mitochondrial ribosomal protein L13 (gene mRpL13). The transcript has 3 exons. Lineage: Eukaryota; Metazoa; Arthropoda; Insecta; Lepidoptera; Papilionidae. The coding region runs from base 86 to 622 and encodes 178 amino acids. Gene Ontology annotation, molecular function: mRNA binding; structural constituent of ribosome. The record is from RefSeq and is a predicted model, not a curated record. Gene Ontology annotation, biological process: negative regulation of translation; translation. Gene Ontology annotation, cellular component: ribosome; mitochondrial large ribosomal subunit.
UUAAUUUCGUUUACUUUGUUUAUAAAUUAAAAGAAACUAAUAAAGGAAAAAAUAACACCGAAGUGACUAAAAUUCUUAUUUUAAAAUGUCAGCUGUAAAAAGGGUCCAGCAAUGGGCUACAUUUGCUCGUACAUGGCAUGUUUUUGAUUGCAAAUGGCAAGAUCCGUAUGAGUCGGCCGGCGUAAUUAAAAAAUAUUUGAUGGGUUUACACAAACCGAUAUAUCAUCCGAUGAACGACUGUGGCGAUGUUGUUGUGUGCAUAAACAGUCGAGAUAUAGCAUUAAGAGGCAAUGAUUGGAGACAACGAGCUUACUUCCACCACACCGGAUACCCUGGCGGGGCUACUUGGACAUUAGCAUGGGAGCUGCAUAGUAAAGAUCCUACUAUGAUUAUCAAAAAGGCAGUAUAUAGAGCUCUUAAAGGAAAUCUACAAAGGCGACACACUAUGGAAAGGUUACUUAUUUACCCUGGGGAAACUAUACCAGAUGACAUAAAGCAGAAUAUUACAAACCAAAUUCGUCAAAUACGUCUUGUACCAACCAGGCUUGAUCACAUACCUGAAGAAGAAGUCCAGAAAUAUCCAAAAGUAAUGGAAUAUCCGGAGGAUUAUGUGCUUAAAUAAGUACAAGAUAAGCUAAGUUACUUGUGCAGAUUUUUAUGUAGAUUAAAACAGUGCAAAUGUAGAUAGUUGUCAUAUUAAAUUGUCAAACAUG